Helianthus annuus (common sunflower) is the source of this 1195-nucleotide messenger RNA. RefSeq names its product universal stress protein PHOS34. The record is from RefSeq and is a predicted model, not a curated record. The coding region runs from base 148 to 852 and encodes 234 amino acids. NCBI's taxonomy places the organism in Eukaryota, Viridiplantae, Streptophyta, Magnoliopsida, Asterales, Asteraceae. The transcript has 2 exons.
UUGUUUGUUUCUUCCACGCGACGUGAAUGAAUUCGCUCUAAAAGUAUAUACUUAAAUUCCGGCAUCUCUCUUUGACAAAUAUCACCGAUCCACCAAUCGCCCAUUUUCAAUUCAACUUUCAGCAAACAAACCCUAACUAACCCCACAAUGCAACCAUCAAAAACCCUACCGGAAUCCGACCUACCACCAAUCGCCGCCAUCAAAAUCAAAUCCUCCUCCCCACGCAUCCGCCCAGCCACCAUCCCACCCCCCACCGAAACCCCAACCACCGCGGCCCAACGCCGCAUCGGCAUCGCCGUCGACCUCUCCGACGAGAGCGCCUUCGCCGUCAAAUGGGCCGUUAACCAGUACCUCCGCCCGGGAGACGCCGUCAUCCUCAUCCACGUCCGCCCUACCUCCGUCCUCUACGGCGCUGAUUGGGGCUCCGUUGACCUCGUUGACGCCGAAAACGAAGAGUCAAAAUCAAAACUCGAAGACGAUUUCGACACUUUCACCACUACUAAAUCUGCUGACCUAGCGCAGCCUCUGGUGGACGCGCACAUACCGUAUAAGAUCCAUAUUGUGAAAGAUCAUGAUAUGAAGGAGAGGCUGUGUUUGGAGGUUGAGAGGUUAGGGUUAAGUGCGGUUAUUAUGGGGAGUAGAGGGUUUGGUGCGGUCAAAAGGGGGAGUGAUGGGAGGUUAGGGAGUGUUAGUGAUUAUUGUGUCAGGCAUUGUGUGUGUCCUGUUGUGGUUGUCAGGUAUGAUGAGAAGGAGGCAGCGGUUUCGGGUGAUCCGGUUGUUGUUUCGGCUUCUGCGGGUGUGGAUGAGGAGGAUGGGGAUGAAUUUCAUGAUGCCGUUGAGGAGCGGAAAUGAAGCAUAUAUAGAUGAAUGGUCUGAGAAUAUCUUCCAUUUAAAGGUAAAACCCCUUAUCUCUUAAUUUGUCAGUCUUUUGAUGCAGCAGUAGUUCAUUUACAUGAUGAAGGAUGUCUAGAAGGCAUUGCGGUGUGCAAGGCCAAGGUGAAAUUGUUUAGUCAUUAAUUUGUGUUUGGAUUUGGAUAUGAUAUGAUAUAUGAGCUGCAGUUGUUAACUGCAUGUCAAGGUUUCCUUUGGUUGUGUCCGAAUUAGAAACUCAUGGCUAGUUUUAUGAUGAAAAGUGUUAUGUAAGUAGAUUCUGUGUGAUAUACUUGAAUGUUAAUUAGAAGGUGUGUUGUGUCUC